Messenger RNA from Pipistrellus nathusii (Nathusius's pipistrelle), 759 nucleotides. The record is from the annotation of a GenBank genome assembly. NCBI's taxonomy places the organism in Eukaryota, Metazoa, Chordata, Mammalia, Chiroptera, Vespertilionidae.
AUGAUCUACUUGUCAUUUGAGACCAUGUCAUCGCUGUUGAGGUUGGGGGAGUUGGAGCCUGCCAGAGGCUUCACCCCAGUGGCCUUUGCCAUGCUGGGAGUCAGUGUUGUCCACUCCCGGCUGAGGAGGGCCCUGGUAUUCGGCGUGGUUGUACCCUCAAUACUGGUGCCAUGGCUCCUGGUGUGUGCCUCCUGGCUCAUUCCUCAGACCUCUUUUCUCAUUAACGUCUGUGGACUUGGAGUUGGGCUAGCAUAUAGCCUCACAUACUGCUGUCCCGUUGACAUCUCAGAGAGAAAGGCAUUGAAGCUUGACAAGGAGUUCCCUUUCUGCCUUAUGAAGAAGAUUACGAUAUUCAAAUACAUCUCAAGUUCGUCGGCCGAAAGAAGGGCAGCCCAGAACCGGAAGCUGAACCCUGUGCCCGGCUCCUACCCAACACAAAGAAGCUGCCCUCACAUGUUCCCAGUCCCCCUUGUUGCCCAGAUGCAGCGUGCCAGUGGCCAGAAACUAGCUUCCUGGCCAGCCUGUGCUCGUGGGCACAUACCCAGGCUGCCUCCCUACCAGCCUGCCUCCGGCCUGUGUUACGUGCAGAACCAUUUUGGCACAGUCCCUAACUCCUGUGUCUACCCAGGUUCUGUAGCAGUCUCCUUAGGGGUCCAGCCCCUCAUUCCCCUCAACUGCCCUGCCACUAAAUAUUCCAGGGCCUUGCCCACUCCAGAGCCUACAAAGUCCAAGGAAUGCUCAAGGGUUCUGAUUGCUUGA